Messenger RNA from Trichoderma harzianum CBS 226.95, 2994 nucleotides. RefSeq lists its product as hypothetical. The record is from RefSeq and is a predicted model, not a curated record. Gene Ontology annotation, cellular component: cytosol. NCBI's taxonomy places the organism in Eukaryota, Fungi, Ascomycota, Sordariomycetes, Hypocreales, Hypocreaceae. Gene Ontology annotation, molecular function: 5-oxoprolinase (ATP-hydrolyzing) activity. The transcript is spliced from 5 exons. Bases 1 to 2994 code for a protein of 997 amino acids. Gene Ontology annotation, biological process: glutathione metabolic process.
AUGUCUCUAUAUCGCAUCGGCGUCGAUGUUGGCGGAACCAACACCGACGCCGCUAUUCUGGAUAUCAAGGCCCUCGACCAACCCGGACGCGGUGUCCUGGCGUCGUACAAGGCCACGACUACUCCUGACAUCACAAGCGGCAUAGAAGCCGCCAUCAGGGAGGUGCUAACACGCUCAAAGGCUGAGAAGAGCCGCAUCCUCAGUGUUACAAUCGGAACGACACAUUUUAUCAACUCUCUCAUCGAGGCAGAUGCGAGGAGGUUGGACCGAGUCGCCGUUUUCCGGUUGUGCGGCCCCUUCACAAAGCAGAUUCCCCCCUUUUCGGAUUUCCCACUUGGUCUACGUGGAAUUCUCGAUGGAGGCGUCCACUACUUGGAUGGAGGGCUGGAGAUGGAUGGACGAGAGAUUGCCCCUUUGAAUCCAGAACAAAUCCGUGAGGCCGUAAAAUCAGUCGUUGCUGCUAGCAUCGGUGCCAUUGCUCUCGUUGGCAUUUUCUCACCGCUUGAUCAUCAUGGCAUCCACGAAGAGCAGUGCAGGCGCAUCAUCCUCGAUGCUGCCCCUGAGCUACGCGUAGUCUGCUCCCACGACAUUGGACCUACGGGUCUUCUCGAAAGAGAAAAUGCCACAAUUCUCAAUGCCGCUAUUCUAAGGACGGGAGAGAAGGUUAAGCAUGGUUUUAAGCGUGCCAUGGCCAGCUUGCGGCUGACAUGCCCCCUGUUCCUUUCCCAAAACGAUGGCACCCUCAUCGACGUCGAAACAGCCGCCAAGUAUCCCAUCAAGACGUUUGCCAGCGGCCCCACGAACAGCAUGACUGGCGCUGCGUUUCUCGCCGGCCUCGAUAACAAAUCUCUACCAACUUCGAACGACACUCCCAACGCUGCAGUCGAGCCUCAGGUACUCGUGGUGGAUAUUGGUGGCACUACAACCGACGUGUGUGCUCUCCUGCCCUCCGGCUUUCCACGGCAAGCCCCCGGGUUCGUCGAAAUCGGGGCUGUCCGGACAGCUUUUUCCAUGCCGGAGGUUGUGUCUAUCGGGCUGGGAGGCGGGAGCAAGGUCGAGGUUGAAGAGGACGGCACAGUCCGUGUUGGUCCCGGCUCUGUUGGACACUUUCUCAAGAAGCAAGCCAAAGUCUUUGGCGGUUCCACACUGACAGCUACAGAUGUCGUGGUUGGUCUCGGCAAGGCGGAUCUUGGAGAUGCAUCUCUCAUCAAGGAUGUUCCGGAGCAAACUAUCAAUCUUGCCCGCAUGGAGAUCAAGAGGAAGCUAGAAAGAGUGAUCGACCAGAUGAAGGUGUCAUCUGCGCCGGUCCAUGUACUACUUGUCGGUGGUGGCGCUCUUCUAGUGACGGAAGAGCUGGCAGGAGUUGAUAAGUGUAUCCAUCCAAUUCAUCACGGGGCUGCCAAUGCCGUCGGAGCUGCCAUCGCUAAAGUUUCCGGCGAGGUCGACACUGUGGAGAUUCUCGGAGACAAGAAAGAAAAAGACGUUCUCGAUGCUGCAUGCGCGCGAGCCAUCAGCCUGGCAGUCGAGAAAGGGGCGUCUCCCGAUGACGUGCGCAUUGUUGAGGUAAACAAGAUGCCCCUGCAGUACAUGUCCCAAACCACCAUCAGAAUCCAGGUCCGCGCAGUGGGUAAGCUUGCUGUCCCUGACGAACCGACUCCGCCCCCUACUCCCCCACUUGGCGGAGAUCCAGAGUAUAAGGAGGAAGAGGUCGAAGGGGAGAAGGUCAGCGUACCGAAUGCCCUAGAGCCCACUACGAAGCCAUCUUUAUACGUGGACUUGGAGACAUACCGCCCAGACGUCCGAGAUGGUGUCUGGUAUGUCUCUGAAGUCGAUCUGGAACUUAUGUCUACGGGAUGCGGUGUUCUCGGUACUGGUGGGGGCGGACCUACUCACUAUGAAUUUCUCAAGGGCUUGCAUGCACUACGGAACGGGGGCCAGGGUAAGAUGAGGAUUGUUUCCCCUGCGGCAUUGAAAGAUACCGAUUCUGUUUGCUUUGGUUCGUGGUACGGCAGCCCGAGCGUAAUCAAUGAGCGACUAUCUGGUGGCAACGAGAUCCCCAGCGGCAUUGAGGCAGCAGCUAGGAUCGUAGGAAAGUCUAUUGAUGCACUGCUCCCGGAUGAGAUUGGUGGUGGUAACGGAUUAUCGUCGUUUCCUACAAGCGCCCACUUCGACGUCCCCAUCGUGGACGGUGAUGCUAUGGGCCGAGCAUAUCCUACAAUGUAUCAUGUCACCUUUAGUGUAUACGGCGUCUCGUUGGUCCCCUGUGUCCUCACAGAUGCUCGUAACAAUGUCAGCGUCGUUAUGAGCACUGAUACACCUGAGAGAUUGGAGACAAUACUGCGAACAACAGCCAUCGAACUUGGAUUGAGCUGCGCAGCCUGCUCUACUCCACUCUCUGGGUCGAUUGUCAAGCAGUACGGAAUCCCGAACACUUUGUCUCAGACGUGGUAUUUGGGCCGUGCUAUUCACCAGGCAAGAAGGCGGAAGACGAGUUACAUUGACGCCAUUUUCGCUGAGAGUGCUGGAAAGCUGCUCUUUAGUGGCAAAAUUGUCGAUGUGCGUCGCCAUCUUGGUGGAGGUUACACCAUGGGAGCCGUCAUCAUUGCGCCUCUCGACGACCAAGAGCGCGAUGCGAUGGCCGUUAGUAAACAACAAACAACAUCAAACAGCCGGCACAUGUAUAUUCCGUUUCAAAACGAGUAUCUUUAUGCUGCUCUUACUGAUUCCGAGGGAUCCGAAGCGACGCAAGAAGUUGUGUGCACAGUUCCAGACCUCAUUUCGAUUUUGGGACAGGAUGGUGAAGCGAUCGGCUCGCAAGACCUGCGAUAUGGGCUGCACGUCAAUGUCAUUGCUCUGCCCGCGCAUCCUCUUUGGAAGAGCGAAAAGGGCAUCAAGGUGGGCGGACCGGAAGGAUUUGGGUUCAAGAUGCCGGUUGUCGAGGUAGACAGGGAGUUUACUCAGGCGAGGAGCGUUAUUGACGAAUUUUCGACAUAG